This is a messenger RNA of Pseudopipra pipra, 6686 nucleotides long. It is a transcript of the gene OPN5, whose product is annotated as opsin 5. Gene Ontology annotation, molecular function: G protein-coupled photoreceptor activity. Gene Ontology annotation, cellular component: plasma membrane. The transcript has 7 exons. The coding region runs from base 367 to 1431 and encodes 354 amino acids. The record is from RefSeq and is a predicted model, not a curated record. Gene Ontology annotation, biological process: phototransduction; cellular response to light stimulus; G protein-coupled receptor signaling pathway. Lineage: Eukaryota; Metazoa; Chordata; Aves; Passeriformes; Pipridae.
UCAGUGCUCUUUGGAAAGCUGAUUCACACAGACAGAGGGGCAGGUACUCUGGAGAGUGAAUUUCAGGGGGUGAGAUGGAUGAUCGACAGCAGCACCACUGGGGAGAGUGACAGAGGGAGGAACAGCACAGCAUCCAGAGUCUGGGAGUCCGAGUUGGGAAGGAGGAAAACGAGAGAGAUCUCCUUGUACUGAGGAACAGAAUGAUUUUCCCCUCUUUCUCUUGAAUUCUAAAACUUGAAACACCAAGAGCACUGUGGAUUUAUGCUUUUACAGAUCACUCUGGUCCAGACAUUGAAAUAAAAGCAGCUGUGGAGCUCUAGGGGGGAUGCUCUAUACAGAGUUCAUUAAUAAGACACUUAAGUGGACAUGAGUGGGAUGGCAUCAGAUCACAACACUUCCUCCCAGGAAGAAUACGUCCCACAUUAUCUCCAGAAGGGAGACCCCUUUGCGUCAAAGCUUUCUAGAGAAGCUGACAUCAUAGCUGGCUUUUAUUUGACAGUAAUUGGGAUCCUUUCAACCCUGGGAAAUGGGUAUGUUAUUUUUAUGUCCUCAAAGCGAAAAAAGAAGUUGAGACCUGCUGAGAUAAUGACUGUUAAUUUAGCAGUGUGUGAUCUGGGCAUUUCAGUUGUAGGCAAACCUUUCAGUAUCAUCUCCUUCUUCUGUCACCGCUGGAUGUUUGGAUGGAUAGGCUGCCGCUGGUAUGGAUGGGCUGGUUUCUUCUUUGGCUGUGGGAGCCUUAUUACCAUGACAGCUGUCAGCCUGGACAGGUACCUAAAAAUCUGCCACUUGUCCUAUGGUACCUGGCUGAAGAGACAUCAUGCAUUUGUCUGUCUGGCAAUAAUCUGGGCCUAUGCCAUGUUCUGGGCUACGGUGCCUUUUGCUGGGGUGGGGAGCUACGCCCCUGAGCCAUUUGGAACCUCCUGCACUCUGGACUGGUGGCUGGCACAGGCUUCGGUGGCUGGACAGGUUUUUGUUCUCAGUAUUCUUUUCUUCUGCCUCCUGCUCCCAACUGCGGUGAUUGUGUUUUCCUAUGUCAAAAUAAUUUUGAAAGUCAAAUCCUCCACCAAAGAAGUCGCUCACUACGAUACCAGGAUUCAGAACAGCCACAUACUUGAAAUGAAGCUGACCAAGGUGGCAAUGUUGAUCUGCGCAGGGUUCCUCAUUGCCUGGAUCCCCUACGCCGUGGUCUCAGUCUGGUCAGCCUUUGGACAGCCGGAUUCAGUUCCUAUUCAGUUUUCAGUGGUACCAACACUGCUUGCAAAGUCAGCAGCCAUGUACAACCCAAUUAUUUACCAGGUCAUAGAUUGUAAAUUUGCCUGUUGUCGGUCAGGAGAACUGAAAGCGAAGAACUCUUUGAAGAAAUCAAGGACAUACACCAUAUCUGCACACAGAGACUCGAUGGUGAUGAACGAAACCCAGCUGGAAGCAUGAAGGCUCCUUUCAAUACAGAAAAUGAAAACCUGAUGACAAACAACUCUACUGGCUCAAGCUCCUCUUUCUGUAAAUUAAUUAAAACAUGGUGACAGUUUUAUUUUACUCCCUAGUCCUCAGUACAAUGUAGUUCUUUCCAUCUUGACCAAAAUAGUGGGAUUAAAGCUGGGAAAAUAUUUUGAGUACUCAGAGCAAGAAGAAAUAGAGAAAUUUUGUUUUUAUAAAAAAUUUGUAUUCACUUCAGAUGCUAUAAAAUGCCUUUUUUUUUUCUUUUCUUUUUAUGACUAACAGAAGUGAUAGCUUGGAUGAUAUAUAAUUUUCCUCAUGGGAAGGAAAGUAUUCAUAAAGGCCAGUUUUAGCUUGCCAAAGCUAAUCUCCCUAAAUUCCUACUGCAGUCACUGGAGAACUGGAACAUGAGAGAAAGGAUUCCUUAGGGGACAAAUCUGAAUCAGAGCUUCACUUAUCAGGGUUCUGAAUUACACAGUGGGGACACAUUUGCCCUGAUUCUCCCUGGUGAGCAACUCUCCAAAUAAUUUGGCUACCAGCUUUCUUAAACUCACUUUGACUUCAGUCCUUCAAGAUUCAGAAAUAUUUUGGUUUUAGUCAAGGCAAGGUCAGAAGUAUUUGUGAGUGGUAGGUAACAAAGUCAUCGUUCAAGUGUAGCUGCAGAGUAAUUUUUAAACAUUAAGUGUUGGAAGGAUGAGGAUUAGUAAUGAUUUAGGAGAAUGACAGUCCCAUCAAAACAAAGCUUGUUAAGUUCCCAGUGUACUCAAUAGAAAAACAAUGUGCCUUGUAAAGAUCUGCAGAGUAAAGCAACCAAAAUAGUUGAGUUGAAUCUGUUUCUGGUUUAUAUUUGUCUUAAGGGAGAGGCAUCUCUAAGAUGAAAAAUUAGCAGUCUGAUAUAAGCGCAUUUUUUAAUGCUUAAAAAUAAUGAUAUUGAUGUUUCUAUGUAAUUUCUUUGGGAAGGAUACGAUUCUAUUAAAAAUAAGAUAAUUGCAAAUCAGAGAGUCUCCUACACAGAUUUGUGCUGACUGUUAAAAAAAAGAAAGUUACAAGGGUUACACUUUCUUCUGAGUUGUUCCUUUAAGGAAAGAAAGCAUUUGUGAAAGAGUUUCAAUUGUUUUCUUGUUUAAUAUUUCCUGUUUAACAUUAAUUUGUCCUACUGUUAUUUCAAAAUUGUGUUUAACAUUCCUUUCCUGCCACACUGAACUGAACUUCUUUUGUCACUGAUCCGUGGUGAUGUUAAUUUUGUUUAUACAAUAAUAUCAUAAAGGUUUAAUCUGAUGAUUGUUGGCAUGUCCCAGCACUCCCAUUUUGCAGUUGCUAUUUUCUCGAAUGAUAUUCAGACCAUGUAGCAGAAGUAGAAUUUUGUUGAAUUUCCUAAGCUAGGUAGAGGAAAAUUUUCCUUCCUUCUCUGCAAUGUUUUAGCAAAAGAAGUUUGAAUAAAUUCUAAGAGAACUUGCAUAAGUAUGAGGAGUUGACAUGCUACCUAUACAAUGUUUUGUGCUAAGUUUUCCCCAGAAGUUGAGUUCUUUCAUUUCUGUAGAUCUUUCAGCAAAAGACAAACUUAUUUCUUGGCUAUGGUUGCAAGUUGUGGCCAUGAAUUGAUCCAGAGAAGAAGGCAUCCUUCAAAAUAUUUGCAGAUUUGGUUAUGAAGGCAUUAACAACCUUCUCUCCAUUUUCUUGCAGAUUUUAUUAUUUUCUUCAUCCAGGCAAACUUCUGUUUGUAUCUAUAGGUGUUUAUCCUAACAAAGGUCUGAUGUAACUCAUGUGGACUGUGGCCCUAUAAAUGCAAAUUAGCUGGAGCAACACUGCUGGGAAGAUUGUAAGAAUUAUCCACCAGUCAGGCCAGAUUUCAGGGUAGAUCAACUCAUGGUUUUUGCAUGAACCUGUCCUCUAGUUCAAAUUUUGGAAUAUUUUAUCUCUAUUUGUUAAAAUUAUGUGCUCUCUUCAGAAUUGCUGUUGAGUCAUCCCAGAAAUAGAUACACACUUGUAGUAAGGCUGAAUUUUAUAUUUGUGAAGGCUGUAAAAUACGUUUGGAUUCCACUAUAGAGAAUAUUCUAGAUACAUGUGCUAUCCAAAGAGUUCAGAGGUUUAGUAAGCUCUAAAUAUGAACUUUCAGAAUAAUGACUUCAAGAUAUUUAUUUUCAUAUGAUUUAAAUAUAUUUAUUUUUUAUUUAUUGCCAUAAUUAUUUUCUGUCUGAAAAAUCAAUUUUACCACUACUGAACAGUAUCUUGCUCUGUAGGAAACUCUAGGACUCCAACUUGAGCAGGAGUUAGAGACAUGUUUAUACCAAGCAUGUGUUCAAGUGAAAGAUGUUUCCCUGAAUCAAGCAAGAUAUACACACUCUGGCAUGCAGUACUGUAAUUUAAAUGCAGAAUCCAAACCCAAGAGCAAAUGGAUCUCAUUUGAUUCAAUGAUAAAAAGAGAAUUGGAGAACUUUCUUUGUUUACUUCCAUAUAAAGCAGCUGACACAAUUAGUUUGUGCUCUGUUUGGGAUCCCGGUGGUAAAGAAUAAGGGUCUUAUUAUGGAUUCAAAUUUUCAAGGUCAACUUCGAAUUGAUUUGAAGGUUGUAGCCUGAUGGUUCUAGAGAUAAUAAUUUGCCAUUGAUGCUCAGGGCAGAGUUUUCUCCUCUCCAUGUGUUGAGGCUGAUAAUUGAUUAUUAUAUAAAACUGAGGUAUGUAACCUUGGUCUGAGGUCAUUAAAAGACAGUGACUCUCCCAAUUUGCUGUUCAAGAAAUCUUCUAAAUGUUUUUCAAGUUUCAAACAUGCUAUUUUGUGAUCUGAGCUUUGUCAAAGCACCAACAUUAUAAAACCUACUCAGUGUGGUGAAUAAGUAAGGAAUACUACUCUGAAGGAAGAUUUCUUUAUUGCAUUUUCAAUAUUUCAGCCUCCUUAUUAUAUUAAGGAAUUUCCACUUUUUAUGUAUUAACAUUAAACUAAGUAUUUUUCAAUGAAAACAGCGCCAUCAAGAAUAAUAACUAUAAAUGAGAACCUUUUAUUAUGUAACCUAUGUGCACAUUCAAAAUGAGGUGGUAAGAAGCAAAAUUGUAUCUGAAUUCACUCUCUGUGAUGUAAAGGAAGUAACUGACACAGAUUAAGACUCCACUUAGAUAAUGAGCUGACCUGGACAGUAAGAUUGUUCCAGUAAGAGUAAGAGAGUAAUGAGAGUAAUACUCUGUAUUUUGAGGUGACAGUGAAAUUAUGCAAAGCAUGUGGAUAUGGAAACUUCUAAUUUGAUAAUUUUUGGUCACUGAUGAAGAAUAACUCUAAACCUUCUUCACACUUGGAAAUCUGUUGACCAUGAAAAAAUAUAACAAAGCAAGCUUUUAUGACGAAAAAAGUUGAAAUAAAUAAAGUACAAAAAGUGUAAGUUAUGGUUGUAAGAUUUUUGGAAGAAAAUAGAGAGUAUUUGUCCAUGCAGGUGAAUGCAGCUGUAUCAAAAUUUAUUUCUACACCCAUAAAGAAAAAUGAAAAAAACCCAACCCAACAAGUGGUUUGUUAAAAAUAUUUAUGGCCCACAGUACAAGACUACUGAUAGCAGAAGAUUUUUGGCUUUGUGGCAUUGAAAGCAAAAGAGAAAAUUUAUACAUUGUCAUACAAAGAGAGUAUGAUUAAUGAAUUGACAGGCACAAUGCUAGUGAAUUGGGUCCCUUGGUGGAACUUUUCUCUUGGCUGACAAUAUCUUUUGGAGGCUGUCCCAUCUCCAGUGUGCAGGGUGAUCUUGGUCAUGAGAAAAAAUAUGAAUUGCUCUGACCAGGCACUUAGUUCUCCUGCAAUUCUAUCUUAUUCAUUUUAUGUUUGUGUUUCUACCUCUUAUUCCCACCAGGGAACUUUCAGAUACAUCAACCUGCAUUCCUCAGGAAAGCUGCUUUGACAUCUUUUUAGCUAAUGUUUCCCAGCUCAGAAUGUUCCCAGAUGACUCUUGCCCUGAGUAAGAAGCUCUUAACAAAUAAUGUUCACAUAACGCCCGUUUCUCUUCCAAGACAGAUGGAUGUUUGGUUGUUUUCCUCCACAUCUGAAUCUUUCCAAGUUUCAUAAGUCUUUGUAGUUCUUCAGCCUCAAGGGAGAACACAUAACCACCUGAAAAUAGAACUUCUGGAGAGCUGUUGUUGAGCAACACCAUUAUCAUCACCAUGUUUCCAUAUGAUUCUAUGUUCUUGAGCCACUGUGCAUUCCAUACUGACCUUCUUCUCACUUAUGGGCUUUUUCAGGAGGACUUGUAUUCCUUUUGCUUGGUGCACAGUGCAUACAGUGAUAGGGUUACUUUUGUAACUGCCUGGAAGGAUCUUCACUUCCGUGGUUGUGUCUGUUUCACAUUGUAGCUGGUGGAACGGGUCUUGGACCUGCAAGUCAGAACAAAGCCUUUUGAAAUACGAGGCUUAGUUACAGGUUUUCAUGCUUUCCUUACUUCUGAACUUAAAGGAUGCUUCGCUAAUUGCGAAUAAUGAGCCUUUUUCAGUCACUGACGACAGUUUUGUGUCUCAGUUGAGUAGAGAAGAAAACCUACGUAGUUUGUUAGAAAUCUUUUCUUUCUUAAAUUCAAUCCUAAAAGGGGCAGUAUCCCAAGGAGGAGACUCCAAGUUAACAAUCUCCAAUCAGUCACAGUGAGACACAAAUUCCAGGCUAAUCUUCAAACUAGGCUAGAUAACCAUUCCUCGGAUUCUACAGAUACCUCUCCUGUAACACUCUGGCACCAUAUUAAAAACAGCAUCCAGCAGUCCUCUGAAGAAACCUUAGGGUUCUCCCUCAAGAAGAACAAGGACUGGUUCCAUGAAAACAAUCGAGAGAUCCAGGAAUUGUUGAUGAAGAAGAGAACUGCCUACCAAGCACACCUUGCACUGCCAUCCUGUCACGCAAGAAAAACAGCCUUUCGUCUUGCAUGCAGCAAACUCCGACAGAAACUCCGUGACAUCCAGAACAAAUGGUGGAUCAGUCUAGCUGAAAAAACACAAUUGUGCGCUGACACAGGUGAUCACAGAGGUUUCUGUGAAGCCCUGAAAACAGCACACGGGCCUACAUACCAAGCUCAAAGUCCUCUACUCAGCGCUGAUGGUCAAACACUUCUAACAGAUAAAACCUCCAUUCUGAAUCGAUGGUCUGAACACUUUCAGACUCUUUUCAGUACCAACCGUGUAGUCCAAGACACAGCCAUUCAGUCCAUCACACAACAACCGGUGAAGUAGGAAUUGGAUACUGCCCCCAUUUUAGGAGAAACCCUCAAGACCGUACAGCAGGUGAAAAUCGGCAAGG